UUUAAGAAAUUGACAUUUUUUAAUUGAUCAACUUUAUUCAGAAUCAAAAUUAAUUUCAUUGAUUAUUUGAAUUGUUAAAGAGAAAAAUUACUCGACUAUCAAUGGAAAGCAAUCAGUUGAUUAUCGAUUAACUCGGUUACUCAAAUUGUCGACUUGUCGGUUAUUGUGUGUCUUCAGUUGAGACAACAGAUGAUUUGAGAUCAGGUGGAACUGAUUUAAUCAUGUUGACAAGUUGAUUAUGUUUAUUUAAUUAAAGUUAAUUAUGGCAAUUCUUGAUUAUUUGGAUUUAUACCUGAGGAAAUGGAAGCGCUAUGACUCACAUCAAUCCCGUAAACGUUUACUUAUCACAUUGUUAGCCAUUUGUAUUAUAUUAGUCUACAUAGGACCUUUCUUUUUCAAAUUUUGGCAAAAGAAACCCAAAUUUCAAGAUUUAACUGAGCCAUGCUUUAGAUCUGUUGGUGCUUAUCUAAAAAUCUUACAAGAAGAAGAGAGAUUCGAAGCCCACCGGUGGAAUAAUUUAAACCCAGUAACUGAAUCUUCUGACCAUUAUUUACCUUAUGUAGGAAAUGGUAAAAUCGGUUUGCCGCUGGACAAUUAUUCGGACAAACCUUUUUAUAUUCUGAGUAAAAGAGCUUUGGAUUUACCUCUACCAUUUCAUCCAUUGAUUGAGAUUGAAAUCGCCAAUAGGAAUGGAUUCAAGCAAGGGUCUACAUCCGUUCGUUAUGUCCAAGGCCAUGUCUUAAAGGUGACUUGUUACACUUAUUUCGCCAAAGAUGUGUCUAUCAAAGAGACGAUCUAUGCUCACAGAUUAAUCAACAAUCUUCUCGUCCAAGAGAUUGAUAUAAUUAACCAUACCGAUGCGCCUUUCAUAUUUAGCUUUAAAAGACUUGGUUGGAAAGGGGAUCCCAAAGUGAAAAGUCAAGUAGUUCCAAUAAAUGCUGUGGAUAAAUUAAAUUAUUUUCAAAUUCAAAGUCAAAUUGAUUGGAAAGAUGAUAAUCGUAAAAGUAUCGGAUUCUCUGUUAUUGCUCCUGAAAUUCCAAAUACAAUUGAAGUGCCUCAUGGGGGAAGAAAGACCAUUGAAUUUCGAACCUUUUUAAAUUACACCAAGCCUAUUUUGAAGAAUCAGAUAUCACGUUAUGAGCCCGAUCUUAGGAUUUCUCUGCGUGAAACCGUAAAAAGAGUGGCUGAAAUUUCAUCAUUGAAUUUGUUCAGCUUCCAUCGUAAUGCUUGGUCAGAAUUAUGGAAAAGUGGUUUCGGAAUAAGUCUCUCAAAAGCUCAAAACGUUCUGAAUGGAGAUGCAAUUAAUGCUACUCUUUACUAUUUAUUAAGUCAUAAGAAUGCCUUUGAUGCUGAUUACAUGUUCAAAGAUCUUCCCAGUGCCCUCAUAUCCAUGAGAUCAUCCAGUUUACUCAACAAACCAGACAGUUGUUACAAUGGUCAUCCAACUUUACAAGCAUCGGCAUUAUGGUCACCAAUGGAUUCAAUAAGUGACAUCAAUCGGAUUGUAUCACUUUGGUUGAUGACUUUAGAGAAACAUGGUUGUCAUAAUUUAAUUGAAUCCGGUGCAAUGGGGACACUCCAAGCCUACAUAUUAAGUUUAAGUGCUCUUAAAUUCACCAAAAAUCACAUUGAAUUCAAUACUCACCCUCAAGAGUUACAUCGUGAUUAUUACAUUCGUCGUCUUAAUUAUGGCAACAACACUUCAUUGAACAUUACGGUCGCUUUGGGAGAAGAUAAUAAAGCGUCGAUUUAUGUUGCCAUUGAUAAAAAUGAAGGUGAUCAUAAAUUUUAUGCUUGUGACGGAGGCUGUAUGGAUGCACCAAUAAAAUUAUCUUCGAUUCCAAUUCAAUUUCCAGUAAAAUUAACUCAACCCUUGACUGCAAUUCUUUAUAUUACUCCUGAUUUGGAGCAUAUUCAAGAGCUGAAACACACAAUUCACGUUAAGGAGAUAGUUGAAGCACCGGCUCAUGAACAUAACAUUAUUGCUCUUCAUCGACAUGGUCAUAAACUUGGCGGACUUCCUGCAAUAUUUUGGCUUUCAAUUGUAUUUUUAAUUGUGAUAUUUCACCUCUUUCUUGCUAAACUUAUUUACAAUGAGUAUUGUGUCGGCUCAUCUUCAUCAUCUUCAUCAUCCUCAUCCUCGGGUUACACUUAUGAAAGAGUCCGUUAUGCCGUAUAGUCAGAAAAUUUUGGUUUUUUUCUUCUCACAAUUGAUGAAAUUAUUUCAAUUCAAUUAACCUAAUCACCAACAAAUCGAUCAUCCUUCAUGGGUAUAUCUUUCAUCAACCAUUGUCAUUGUCAAUCUAAUCAUCUUAAUCGAGAGCAACAAUCUCAGCCCAAUUAAUUAAUUUGUGACUUGCUAUUUAUCCUCUAUCGUUUAUAUACAUUAACAUGGUAAUUUUCCAGUUCCUCCCUGAUCUCCUCAACCAAUUUCUCAAGAAACAAUCAACCAUCAAAUCAUCAAUAAAUUAAUUUUUUUCUUCACUUUUGUUACUUGAUGUGGCAAAUCAAUGCACCAUCAAAGUUGGUAAUAAACAUCAAUUUUAAAUUGAAAA
Messenger RNA from Panonychus citri (citrus red mite), 2555 nucleotides. RefSeq lists its product as uncharacterized. The transcript is spliced from 6 exons. The record is from RefSeq and is a predicted model, not a curated record. The coding region runs from base 263 to 2179 and encodes 638 amino acids. NCBI's taxonomy places the organism in Eukaryota, Metazoa, Arthropoda, Arachnida, Trombidiformes, Tetranychidae.